AUGAAGGAGAAACGUGUGCAGCUACGUCAAGUGAAGAAGAUGCGUCAUCAGCAUCAUCAGAUACUGACAGAUACUAUGAAAGUGACGAUUCAUACGAGUCUAAUAGCUGCAGUGACAGUGAACUCAAUUUUUUAUGAGGAUGAGGGAUGGCUGCAGAGUGAAUCUGAUGACGAAGAAUACGUAGAAAUUGAUUCCGACUACUGCGAAGCACUGUUGAACCCAGUAAUAGAGAUUGAUGGUCACAGAGAACUCGAACAGUUUCUCGGAAAUCUGCCGCUGAAUGCUCGUACCCUACUCAAGACUCCAAGAUCAGUUUUGUUAGACAACAUUGCAGACGGGAAGUACUGGCAUUUCGGCUUGAAACAAGGAAUCCAUCAGCAACUUGCUAAUCUUCCACACAAUUCUAUUCCCGAAUCCAGCUCUAUAUUGGUGAAUGUUGAUGGGCUACCAUUGACAAAAAGCAGCCGGAGUACCUUCUGGCCAAUUCUUGGAUUAAUAUAUGGAGAAGAAAAACCUUUCCCAAUCGGUGUAUACCAUGGAACCGGAAAGCCCGAUUGUGUGAAUUCUUUCUUGAGCAAAUUUAUUGAUGAAGCUGUUCAAUUAGAAAAGGAUGGAUUGGAUCAUCGAGGAGUGAAUGUUAAAGUACGAUUGUCGGGAUUCAUAUGUGACGCACCAGCUCGGUCUUUUGUUGCCGGCACAUGUGGACAUACAGGGAAAUUCGCUUGUCCCAAAUGCAAAGCUAUUGGAAUCAACUUUGUGAAGCCUGGUAAAAAAAAAGGAAGGAUUGUUUUUUCAGACAUGGAAGCUGCACUUCGCACGCAUCAGACUUUUACCGACAGAGAAACACCAGAGCAUCAUAAAAUGAGAUCAGUUCUAGAAGACCUUCAAAUUGACAUGAUCAAAGACAUUCCUUUGGACUACAUGCAUUUGGUCUGCAUGGGUGUGAUGGGUAAACUUCUCAUUCAUUGGGUGAAUCGUCAAACUACACAGCAUUUAAUCACUCCUGAAAUGCUUGAAGAAAUAUCAGACCGUCUAGAAUUAUUAAGAAAUUGGGUUCCAAGUGAAUUUUCACGACUUCCUCGCUCUCUUUCGGAACUGUGUCGUUGGAAAGCAACUGAAUUAAGACAGUUCCUGUUUACUGGCCCAAUUGUACUAAAGGGAAUUCUUCCUUCCCCGCUUUAUAACCAUUUCCUAUGUUUCCAUGUGGCAAUCAAAUUUCUUUGUUCACAACCUCUCUGUUUUACGCAUAAUCAUUAUUGUAAACGGCUUUUAAACAUUUUGCCAGGGAAUCAGAAAAGCUGUACGGUGGGCAUUUCAUAACAUUUAAUGUACACUGUCUCAUCCACCUACCUGAUGAUGUUAUGCGAUUCGGUCCUUUGGAUAAAUUUAGUAGCUUCCCGUUUGAAAAUUACUUACAGCAAUUGAAAAGACGCAUUAGGCGCAGCAACAACCCACUAGCUCAAUUAGUUAAACGUCUUAGUGAAUCAUCCAAAACUCAGAAAUAUUGCGGAUUGAAAACUACUCCAAAUACAGUGAUUUUAAAACAAGAGCAUAAGAAUGGGCCAACUAUUCCAUUUGAAAACACCAGAGAACAACAAUUCAAAGUAGCACAGUGUGAUCACUGGAGGCUGUCGUGUUUGCCACCCAACAACUGUGUUUACCUAAACAAUGAAACUGUCUUCUUGAUUCACAAUGGUGUGCAACGCGCUGGGUUUGUUUAUUUAAUUGGCCGACAAAUGUCUGUGAUAUCAAGCUUGUACGAGAAUCUUAGAAACGCCGCAAAUAUUUUAAAAAUUGCCGAGGUCCAGUUGUUAGAAAAUGUUCUAUCAGAAGUACGCAUUUCUGAUGUAAAAUGUAAAGUAAUGCCUAUACCAAUUUUAAAUAACGACGGCAAAAUUUCGGACGAUGAUACCACCGUGACAAAUGACGAUACUUUUGCAGUAUUCCCAUUUUU
This is a messenger RNA of Daphnia magna, 1954 nucleotides long. RefSeq lists its product as uncharacterized. The transcript has 2 exons. NCBI's taxonomy places the organism in Eukaryota, Metazoa, Arthropoda, Branchiopoda, Diplostraca, Daphniidae. The coding region runs from base 1 to 1320 and encodes 439 amino acids. The record is from RefSeq and is a predicted model, not a curated record.